Molecule: messenger RNA, 3728 nt
Organism: Musca domestica (house fly)
Lineage: Eukaryota; Metazoa; Arthropoda; Insecta; Diptera; Muscidae
Exons: 4
Coding region: 1078-2004 (308 amino acids)
Source: RefSeq, a predicted model, not a curated record
GGUCGGUUGGUUGGCCGGGCACUGUUAACGGUGUUGUGUUUUGGCCACAAUAAUUUACUGUUGUUGGUUGGUUGGCUGGCCGUUUGGUUGGUUGGUCAGUCAACAUGUUGUUGCUUUAUGAACAACAAACUCUGAUUAUCUGCGGUCGUAUGGCGUUGUUGUUGACCAAGUUUGGUUUGAGGUUGGCUGGUAUUGACUGGCUGGUAUGAUUGUUUUGCCGGUUGGGCAAGUAAGUCUCUUCCUUCUCCUCCUCCUCCACCACCACGUGAGACACAACGGUGAAUAUUUUUUUAAACAUCAGCUGGGUAUAUUGUGUCUGUGUGUGAGACAGAAUGCUUUUCCAAAGAGUAUACCAAGCUACCUACCUGGCUGGUUAGCUUAUGUUUGUUUUGUUUUUAUAUUAUCACAAGUUACGGUGCCUCAGAGCAGGCGGUUGGUUGAUGUUUUCGCAGUAUGGUUGUUGUUGGUGUUGGUAUUACGCUCAUAGCUGUUUUGUUGUCUUCAUUGAUUUUUCCCUCCGAUUGUAUUACUUAAGCUUAUUUGAGUUUAAGCCACAUCUAACUGAGUAUUCAGUUGCGAAUUUCAUACAAAACGGAGCGGUUGUUUUGCAGGCAGCAAACAAGUCUCAGCUAAUAAAAAAAAAAACGAAAAAAUGAAACAAAAUUAAAAACAAAAAUCUCAUAAAAAUUAGCAUCUAUCCCCUCCGGCUCAGUCGGUUGUCGUGUUUACACCCAAUCACCCCAUCCCCCAUAGUGUUUGUGCCUUGUUUGAUCGCCAUCACCCCGUCAACAUCAACACCACCAUCACCGCAGCCACUGCCAUCAGCAUCGUAUCCCGAUGAUGAAUAAGUGCUAAAAACCAAAAAAAAGUGUUCAAAAAAGUGAAAAUAAUUUUUUGUUUCUUUCUGUUAUAAGCUGGGCAAUGCUUAGUUAAAAGUCAAAAAAUUUUUGGUAAAAAAUUUCAAAAAAAUACAAAUUCUGAAGUUUAACGUAACAUUGGAAUUUUGUAGAAUUUCAUAUCGUUUUCAAAAAAUAAGUUCUUAACAAGGCCCAGAAACAACCACAACAUCUUGACAAAAUGUUUAACAUGCGCAAUCAACUGGAUAAGAUAAUUAUCACAGCCAUGGAUCGGUUUGUUUGGUUUGUUUUAUUGGUGGUCUUCUCGCAUCUGGUCACCGAAUUCACACGUGUCACCGGUUAUUCGAGGGGCCAGCGCCAUGACGCGGUCAUGGUAAACGACUCAUCGUCAACACAACCGAUAAGAGUACAGAAUCUCCUCCAGUAUCCUGGUCAGGAAUAUGGACAGUACGCGCCGCGAAACCCGUCAUAUUACAACAACGCCAACAAUCAAUACAACAAUUACGACAAUAGCAAUGUCAAUGGUGCCAAUAGCAACAGUAACAGCAACAACAACAAUAAUUUCUUUAGUUAUAUGUUUAGUGGCUUUUUUAAUGCAAAUGGCAACAGCAACAACAACAACAGAGAUAAGGACAAUAGUCUCGGCAACAACAACAACAAUGUUUAUGUGAACAACAACAAUGAUAACUAUGGUGCGGGGGGCUAUAAUACCCCCAACAAUGCCCAGAUUGGAGUUGGACCCAUCCAGGAAGGUGUCCGCACCGUGGGCGGCAUGAUUCGGCCCAUCAUCGAUAGCAUUUUUGAUAUACCCAUUUCAACGCUGCGUGCAGUCAAUAAUUUGGUUGGACGCUUAACAGGCAGUUAUCAAAUCAAAUUGCCAUUCCAACAACAGCAACAACAGCAGCAGCAUCAGUCUCCCCCACACCAAGCCCACCAGCAACAGCAAUACUCACCAUCAUUACCAUUCCUGCCAUCCUUUCCAUUUUUCGCCGAACCCACACCAACCCCAGCGUCAUCGCCUUAUUAUGGCGUUCAAAAGUCGGCAAAUGCCCAGCCGAAAAGUGAAAUUGAAGUCUUGAAGAGAAUUCGACAAAUCGGCAGUGGUAACCAGCAGCAACAAAAACCAACAACAAAUGCAAGCCUUUAGAAACAAAAAACAACAACUGUGUGGUUUUCCUAAGCAUCACCAACACCUGCUUAGCAUGAAAUAUUUUGUUUGCAAAAAAUCCAAAAAAAAAAAGACUGAAGAUGUUUUCAAAAGUUGUUCGGGGAGGCAGCAGCUGUAAUUGCUUGGAUCCUGUCCGGCGGACUUGAACUGAACGUGGAAGAGGUGAAAGGAAAAAGAAGUAUUUGUUAUCAUUAGAGUUUAAUUAAAUCGUAUUUUAAUUGAUUCUACGUUUUUUUGUUGGUUCCACCUAUUCCUAUGCUUUAUUUAUUUAUAUAGGUUUUUUCUCAGCCACCACUUCCUCUAUUUUUGUUGCUCCUUCCAAGACCAUCAAGAAGAGGGAGGGUAGAAGGUACAUCACCUGAACAAAUAUUUUUUCCAAAGAACGGUUUAAUGAAAAAUCACGCACAUAAAUAAAUAUAUAUGUAAAUUGCUGUGCAGGGCUGCAAAUCCAAUGGAAUUUAGAGGAAAGCAAGAAUGGAGAACCUUCUCAUACCGAAAAUAUGAAUUGAAAAUCAAGCAGAAAAGGAAAACAAAUAAGGACCAAUUAACAUAAACAAUGUAGGAAAAAAUUUUUCCUAUGCAAAGCUUCAAAAGAACUGAAAAAGGUCAUCCAUGUAUUAGAAGAAGUCAGAAAGGUCUUCGAAUUUAUAGAGCUGAAGAAACUCCUCUAUGCAGUAAAAGCCAUAAAAAGUCUUCUAUUUAUAGAAAAUCUAUAGAAGCUCAUAUACCUCAAACAAUUGGUAAAAGCUUUUCUAUCUAUACACGGGCUUAAAAAGUCCUAUCUUUAAAAAUGAAGUAAGCCUACUCCUAUAAUAGAAUUGCGGUAAAAGCUAUAUACAAAAGGUAAAAGAAUCACACAACUGCGGAACGUCUUCUAAAUAGCGGAGCCAGGGAAGCUCUUUUGUGUCCCAAAGGCUAAAAUGAACUGAAAAAGCUCACUUCUGCAGAAGAAUUGCAAAAGCCCUUCUUUCUAAAUAAGUACUACCAAAUGUCGCAGAAGAAGAACACUGGGCAUUCUUCUCUCAAUAGAAAUAUUGUAAAAGCUUUUUUGUACUUAAAAGGCAUAUAAAAGCUCUUUUAUAUUAAAAAAAUACGAAAAAAGGUUUGAUAUCUACAGAAAAGCUACUUCUGUCAAUAACAGCAAUUAUAUUAAUAAAACAGUUUUAAGAACUUUUUCUCUACAGAAGAGCUUCAAAAGCUUUUAUAUCCAUAGAAGAACGAUAAAAGCUCUUCUAUCAAGAGAAAAGCCGCAAAACCUUCAAAAGUCUCUCGGGAAUCAUAAAAGCUCUACUAUCAAUAGAAAAACAUUAAAACCUUCAAAGAUCUAUCUAUAGAAGGAUUUUAAAAGUUCUUUCCUAUAAAAGUUGAAAAAAAAAACUCUUAAAUUUAAAAAAGACCUGUAAUAGAUCAUUUGCUGUUUUCCGGAGCUUAAAAAGCUCCGAUUUAUAAGCGAGUACUAAAAGCUUUUCCGUCCGUAAAAAAACAACCAGACUCCUGUUUUUUUAUACAAAAACUGCAAAAACAUGAAUCCCAACAAAAGAGCUUUAAAAGCUCUUCUAUCCAAGAAAGCUCUGCAAAUUCUCGUCCAAUUACAGAAUAGCUUUAAAACGUUUUCUAUCUAAAGAAAUUGUAUAAAGACUCGUCUUUUUGUAGAAGAAAUUCUAAAGCGGCAUUUCAUUUGAAGAGUAACUGUAAAUUUUUCA